Molecule: messenger RNA, 2148 nt
Organism: Clupea harengus (Atlantic herring)
Lineage: Eukaryota; Metazoa; Chordata; Actinopteri; Clupeiformes; Clupeidae
Product: transcription termination factor 1-like
Exons: 10
Coding region: 143-1816 (557 amino acids)
Biological process (GO): termination of RNA polymerase I transcription
Cellular component (GO): nucleolus
Molecular function (GO): chromatin binding
Source: RefSeq, a predicted model, not a curated record
UCUGAACCACUGAUGACUGAUGAUUUGAAUCUGCUUGCUUCUGAUUCUAUCUGCCCCAGGUACAACUCCAGACCACGAGGUGGUGUAAACUGCAGAUCAGUUUUAAGUGGCACAAAGAUUCAGCGAAGACACGGGGAUUUCCAUGUUCCUUUAUUCACGCUGUUAUAGGGGGAAAAAACGACUUGAGGUGACCAUGACGGAGGCAGAGCUGGUCUUUCAUAAAAAGAAGAACAAGAACAAGAAGCAACUUUUAGAGGCGGUGACGGACCCCGGCAAUCCUCCUGAGACAACCACUACGGAAGUCGACUCUCAUAAGAAACAUAAACACAAAAAGAAGAAAACAAAGAGUGAGAAAGAUGACUGUAGACCCGAGGGCCAGUGUGACACAAGAGAAGGGCAAAACAAAAAGAAAAUGAAACACGAUGCAGAGAACGUAAGUGUGACACAAGAGGCUGCAGAUGCUGCUGCUGCUCAGGAGAGAGAGGUGAAGAAAAAGAAGAAGAAAAGGAGAAUUGAAGAGCCAGACCGUCCUGGAGAGAACUCAGAAGCAGAGGCGGCACUCACAGCGGUGCAAACCAACCUUGAACCAGUCCCCCAGAAACGAGUGAAGCGCAAGGUGAAGGUCAGAAAGACACACACACAGCCUGCUGCAGACACACACUCUCCCACAGACACACGGUUUCACCCAGAUGAUGUGCCUGAAGCGCCUGUGCUGGGCGUUGACGAUGCCAUCCGGCAGGAGAUCCUGGAGUUCCUGCCUCACUUCACGUUUCACAGCACCGUCAUGGUUAAGAAUGUCAUCAGGUACGACCUGCCCCGCUUCAGGGUAUACAAGAAGCAAGGGAUCCCUCUGCGAACAGGGCGGUUCACCGCGGCCGAGAACAAGCAGCUGAAACAGAACGUAAAGGACUUCCUGGACGUUUCCGGGAUCGACACCGAGUUCAAGCUUUUUAGACCCCAACGCUUCCCAGAUGAGAAGGUUACCAUCCAAAGGCUGAAGAGGAAGUUCAACUUCCUCAGGUGUUUAUGCGCUGGGAUCCCUCGUUCCUGGCAUAAUAUACACAACCGAGCCAUGAGGUUUUGCAACAGGGAGAAUUACAUGGGGAGGUUUACAGAAGAUGAGAACAAGGUCUUGAAGGAACUGUAUUCGCUGCAUGGGUCAAACUGGACGACCAUAUCAGACAAGAUGGGCCGCAGUUGUGAAGCCGUGAAGGGUCGCUUUGGCCAGAUGUGUGAGAACCAUGGGCCAUGGUCAGAGGCAGAGUUGAAGGUCCUCCUGACGUGCUUACACCAGCAGCUGCUGAAGAGGGCUGAGCCUGGAGGAGAGGGUGGCGACGGGUCUGCGGUCAUCCAAAAGAUGGACUUGUAUAAGAAUCUGGCCUGGAUGCGUGUUGCCAAGCAGGUCAAGACUCGCAGCUGGUUGAAGUGCCAGCACAAGUGGAUGAAUUACCUGAAGGGUAAAAUGAAGACUGGUGGAAAGAUCCACGGGAGGAAGAACAUAGAGGGGCAGAUCCAGCUGAUCAAAGCGAUCAAUGAAAUGGCUGUGGAGGAAUCUUCAGACAUCGUGUGGGAUGACCUCACUCAUCUCUUUGGCAACACCCCACCUGUCUACUUACAAAUGAAGUUCCACCAGCUGAAGGUGACCUAUAUACCAGACUGGAACAGAAAGUCUUUCUGUGACAUCAUUGAUUUCCUGUAUGAGAAGACCCUGCCAAAGCUGGAGGAGGACCUGAAGGGCUGUAAGGAUGAUGAUGAUGAUGAGCCCGCAGAACAGCGACAGUCUUACAAGCUGUCAGAGAUCUUCCCCAACCUCUGAAACACCCCAACGCCACCCCCACUCAUCACCAGAGAGACAAGUCACUCUUCCAAGCUGUCAGAGAUCUUCCCCAACCUCUGAAACACCCCAACCCUGACCCCACUCGCCUAACCGCCUCACUAGGGGCCGUGUGAAGUUUGAAACACUAGUGACUGAAUUAACAUUUAAUUGCUCAGGCCUUUUCCAAAGAAGUUCAGAUAUUUGUAAAUGAUUGAAGAAAAUAUUAGCUUUGUCAUUUUUUUUUUUACAUUUCCUGGAACUGGUGUAUUUUAGUAUUUUUGUAAAAUUCAUUUUUAUGCACUGAGUUCAAUAGUAAAUCAAGGAGUUUUAAA